GCGGAGGCAGAGGCGGAGGCGGCACCUAGGGGCUGGGGCAAGGGAGGCCGGGACCAUCGCAGUGACAAUUUAUUUUCCUGCAGCGGCGGCAAGCAGGGACGACUGCUGCAGGCUCGGGGCCGGCCGGCCUGCGCGUGGGUUUGCUAGGGUGCUGUUCGCCCCCUGCGCUGGGGUGUCCGACAGCGAGGAGUAGGAAGACGACGAGGAGAGCAACGCACGGAGCCCGAGCGAGCAGAGCCACCAAAGCUCCACCGGUCCGCAGAGGAGGAGGGGGAGGCGGCACGGCCGAGGCCAGCGAGCGGGCGCCUCCUCGCUGGCUGCCGGUAUCACCCCGCUGCAGUGCCUUCCAGCAAAAGCCACCGGGUCCCGGCUGCAGCGGCCAGACGGAUGCCAAGGCCACACGGCAGGCGCGGGGGCAGCCGCCGCAGUCGCCGUCCCACGCGGGCUCCAGACAUCAAGGGCUGCUGAUGAAGUGAUUGAGAAGAAACAGUGAACAUCUUCAUCUUUGUAGACAGAACAACAUGGAUCAGCCACUUACUGUGAAUUCUCUGAAAAAGUUAGCUGCUAUGCCUGACCAUACGGAUGUUUCCCUGAGCCCAGAAGAGCGAGUCCGUGCUCUAAGCAAGCUUGGUUGUAAUAUCACCAUCAGUGAAGACAUCACUCCACGACGCUACUUUAGAUCUGGAGUAGAAAUGGAGAGGAUGGCAUCUGUGUAUUUGGAAGAAGGAAACUUGGAAAAUGCCUUUGUUCUUUAUAAUAAAUUUAUUACCUUGUUUGUAGAAAAGCUUCCUAGCCAUCGAGAUUACCAGCAAUGUGCAGUACCCGAAAAGCAGGAUAUUAUGAAGAAACUGAAGGAGAUUGCAUUCCCAAGGACAGAUGAAUUGAAAAAGGACCUUUUAAAGAAAUAUAACGUAGAAUAUCAAGAAUAUUUGCAAAGCAAAAACAAAUAUAAAGCUGAAAUUCUCAAAAAACUGGAACAUCAGAGAUUGAUAGAGGCAGAAAGGAAGCGGAUUGCUCAGAUGCGCCAACAGCAGCUGGAAUCGGAGCAGUUUCUGUUUUUCGAAGAUCAACUGAAGAAGCAAGAAUUAGCCCGGAGUCAGAUGCGAAGCCAGGAGACCACAGCCGCGCUGUCGGAGCAGAUUGAUGGCAACGCUUUGUCCUGCUUUUCCCCGCACCAGAGCAAUUCCUUGCUGAAUGUAUUUGCAGAUCAACCUAAUAAAAGUGAUGCCACCAAUUACGCCAGCCACUCUCCUCCUGUGAACAGGGCCUUAACGCCAGCUGCGACCCUAAGUGCUGUUCAGAAUUUAGUGGUUGAAGGACUGCGAUGUGUAGUUUUACCAAAAGAUCUUUGCCACAAAUUUCUGCAGCUGGCAGACUCUAAUACAGUGAGAGGAAUAGAAACCUGUGGAAUCCUCUGUGGAAAACUGACACAUAAUGAAUUUACUAUUACCCACGUAAUCGUGCCAAAGCAGUCUGCGGGACCAGACUAUUGUGACAUGGAGAAUGUAGAAGAAUUAUUCAGUGUUCAGGAUCAACACGAUCUCCUCACUCUGGGAUGGAUCCAUACACAUCCCACCCAAACUGCAUUCUUAUCCAGCGUUGAUCUUCAUACUCACUGCUCCUAUCAGCUCAUGUUGCCAGAGGCCAUUGCCAUUGUUUGUUCUCCAAAGCAUAAAGACACUGGCAUCUUCCGGCUCACCAAUGCUGGCAUGCUGGAAGUUUCUGCGUGUAAAAAGAAGGGCUUUCACCCACACACCAAGGAGCCCAGGCCAUUCAGUAUAUGCAAACAUGUGUUGGUAAAAGACAUAAAAAUAAUUGUGUUGGAUCUGAGGUGAUAUGUUCCAAAUACAAGCACCAUCAACACCAGACACCUGCUCAUGGACAUGUGGUUGCCGGAUUUUCUUAAGAUGUUUCCAGAAAUGACUGAUAUUUUAUAUUUAUACAUUUUAGAUCAGAAAGUUUGAUAUUUAUUGCUGUUGCACAUUUUGAAGUUUUUUUUUGGAGGGGGAGGGGGGUGUGCUGUGUGUCAAGAGAGAUUACAUGGUGUUAAAUCAAUACCUAUUAAUGUAUCCAGAUACUAUGACCAGAUAAUAAAUUGUGCUGCAAA
This is a messenger RNA of Propithecus coquereli (Coquerel's sifaka), 2107 nucleotides long. It is a transcript of the gene STAMBPL1, whose product is annotated as STAM binding protein-like 1. Gene Ontology annotation, molecular function: metal-dependent deubiquitinase activity; protein binding; K63-linked deubiquitinase activity. The record is from RefSeq and is a predicted model, not a curated record. Lineage: Eukaryota; Metazoa; Chordata; Mammalia; Primates; Indriidae. Gene Ontology annotation, cellular component: endosome; membrane. The transcript has 11 exons. Bases 522 to 1835 code for a protein of 437 amino acids. Gene Ontology annotation, biological process: protein K63-linked deubiquitination.